UUCCAUCUUUGGCCCAAUCCAUUCCCUUUUGACUUACCAUGGCUCGCUACUCCCUCUGCGCUCUCCUCCUCUUCGCCGCCGUGGCCGCCGCCGCUGGGGCCAACACCGACGCCGACGACAUCCUGAUCCGGCAGGUGGUGCCGGAGGGCGAGGUGGAGGACCACCUGCUGAACGCGGAGCACCACUUCUCGAACUUCAAGGCGAAGUUCGGGAAAACCUACGCGACGAAGGAGGAACACGAUCAUCGGUUCGGUGUAUUCAAGUCAAACCUGCGCAGGGCGAGGCUUCACGCGCAACUCGACCCUUCCGCCGUCCACGGCGUUACCAAAUUCUCCGAUCUCACUCCGGCGGAGUUCCACCGCCAGUUCCUCGGUCUCAAACUUCUCCGCUUGCCGGCGAACGCGCAGAAGGCCCCCAUCCUCCCCACCAACAAUCUCCCAAAAGAUUUCGAUUGGAGGGACAAAGGAGCCGUCACUAACGUCAAGGACCAAGGCUCGUGUGGAUCGUGUUGGUCUUUCAGUACCACGGGAGCAUUGGAAGGAGCUCACUUUUUGGCUACUGGUGAGCUCGUGAGUCUUAGUGAGCAACAGCUUGUGGAUUGCGACCACGUGUGUGAUCCAGAAGAAUAUGGAGCGUGUGACUCAGGCUGUAAUGGUGGUUUGAUGAACAACGCAUUUGAGUACAUACUUGGGGCUGGGGGAGUACAGAAAGAAAAGGACUAUCCAUACACUGGAAAAGAUGGCUCCUGCAAAUUUGAUAAAAGCAAAAUUGCAGCUUCUGUAGCUAAUUACAGUGUGGUUUCCCUUGAUGAAGAUCAAAUUGCUGCAAAUCUUGUGAAGAAUGGCCCUCUUGCAGUUGCUAUCAAUGCAGUUUAUAUGCAGACAUACAUUGGUGGUGUCUCUUGUCCAUACAUCUGUGGGAAGCAUUUGGAUCAUGGGGUUCUUUUAGUGGGCUAUGGUGAAGGUGCAUAUGCUCCCAUUCGUUUUAAGGAAAAGCCUUACUGGAUCAUUAAGAACUCGUGGGGAGAGAACUGGGGAGAAAAUGGAUACUACAAGAUCUGCAGAGGUAGAAAUGUUUGUGGAGUGGAUUCCAUGGUCUCAACUGUAGGUGCUAUACAUACAUCCAGCCAAUAAACACUAGGAUAUAAUAAUCUCAUUGUGGUUGUGUGAUGUGAUACUGGACUAGGAUAGUUUGUAUAAAUAUUUAUAUUAUCAACUCUAUCGUUUGGAUCAGUAAACUUCUAAGAUCAUGUUGUUUAUGCAGUAUGUAAUUCUGUAUGCUUCUGAGUCCAGUGCCUAUGUUCUUUGUUAUGGCAACUUGGCAGAGUUAAUGAAUUGGAAAUAUACUUCAGUGUAAAAUCUUAUUACUUGUUAAUGUGCA
Messenger RNA from Vigna unguiculata (cowpea), 1380 nucleotides. Its product is annotated as cysteine proteinase 15A-like. Gene Ontology annotation, biological process: proteolysis. The record is from RefSeq and is a predicted model, not a curated record. NCBI's taxonomy places the organism in Eukaryota, Viridiplantae, Streptophyta, Magnoliopsida, Fabales, Fabaceae. Gene Ontology annotation, molecular function: cysteine-type peptidase activity.